Molecule: messenger RNA, 2715 nt
Organism: Carassius gibelio (silver crucian carp)
Lineage: Eukaryota; Metazoa; Chordata; Actinopteri; Cypriniformes; Cyprinidae
Product: aspartoacylase
Exons: 6
Coding region: 178-1125 (315 amino acids)
Molecular function (GO): hydrolase activity, acting on carbon-nitrogen (but not peptide) bonds, in linear amides; hydrolase activity, acting on ester bonds
Source: RefSeq, a predicted model, not a curated record
AUGUGAAAUCCGACCCAUGCGCGUUUAACGUAGAUACGCUGUAAUGCCCUGGGCUUAGCCUUCAAAUAACCCUUAUAUAACAGCAGUCACAUCGCACCGGCGACUGGAGGAAACGGCAUUGUGUGGAAACUGUGCGCUCCCGUCUUUCGUAAACCGCGCGUCCGUGUCGCUCUCGCUAUGAGUUCGCGAACUAAUGUUUCUUGUUUACACGAGGCCAAACGAGUGGCUAUUUUUGGAGGCACACAUGGAAAUGAGAUGUCUGGCAUAACGCUGGUAAAUAUGUGGAUACAGAAUUCAGCCGAAAUCGAGAGAAACGGACUGCUGAUCAAGCCGUUCAUAAGCAACCCUAGAGCCGUGGAGAAAUGCUCCAGGUACAUCGACACGGAUCUGAACAGAGCCUUCACACCAGAGAACCUCAGUGCUCCAGAUGUUGAAGGGCUGCUGUAUGAAGUCCAGAGGGCCAAGGAAAUAAAUCGGAUGUUCGGACCCAAAGGAAGCUCAGAUGCAUAUGAUGUCAUCUUUGACCUUCACAACACCACCUCAAACAUGGGCUGCACUCUCAUCCUGGAAAGCUCAACAGACCUCUUCAACCUUCAGAUGGUGCAUUAUAUUAAAAAAGCUAUGGCUCCCCAUACCUGUUCAGUACUCUUAAACGAACACCCACAGCUGAAGUAUUCAACCACCCGCUCAGUGGCCAAACACUCUGUUGGUCUUGAGGUGGGCCCUCAGCCACAGGGUGUUUUGAGGAGCAAUGUAUUCGAGUCCAUGAGGACCAUACUGAAGCACGCGCUGGACUUCAUCGAGCUCUUCAAUAGCGGUGUAGAGUUUCCUCCAUGUACCGUAGAUGUAUUCCGAGUCCAGGAGAGAAUGGAUUACCCCAGAGACACCAACGGCAACAUCACGGCUAUGGUGCAUCCUCAUCUACAGGACUGUGACUGGGAGCCUUUGAACCGGGGUGACCCUGUGUUCCUAACAUUCGAUGGGAGAACAAUCCUUUAUGAAGGUGCCAACACAGUGUACCCCACGUUUAUUAAUGAGGCUGCAUAUUACGAAAAACAGCAGGCUUUCACCACCACUUGUAGAGAAAUACUAGCUGCUAAUGCUAUCAGAAAAGCAUUCAAUUAACGUGUUCUCUUAGAAGUCACUAUGAGUGUCAGAUAGUUGACAUGAUAUGUACCGUACUUUAACUAAAUGUCAACUUCAACAUUUUUCUAAUUCUGGAAUAAAUAUAAUGGAGGUUUAAAAUGGUAACACCACAGGACUAUUAAAUUGAGAAGUAAAAAAAGGCAACAUUUACUUAAAUUGUCUUAAAAGAGACAAGUCGCAAUAUCAAAAAUAUACAUGAUAUAUAACAUAUAUAUCUAUAUAUACCAUAUAUAAUACUUAACAUUCAAACAAUUGUGGUCAGUAAGAUAUGCUUUCCCAAAAAUAUGAUGAAAUUUUUCUUGAGCAGCUAAUCAGCACAUUAUAAAGAUUUCUGAAGGACCAUGUGACUCUGAAGACUGGAGUAAGAUUCACAUUUGACAUUACAGGAAUAAAUGACUAUGUAUAAAUCAUUAAAAAAAGUUUUUCUUUUAAUUAUUUUAAAUAUUACAAAAUAAAAAUAUUUUAAAUCCACAAUAUUUAUUUCAUUUUUAAUUUUCUAACACUGAGUUGAUCCAAAUAAAUUGUGUUUUGUACUGAAAAUGUAAUGAAGAAUUUAUACUCUUCGAUUUUUCAAAUAUUAUAUCCAGUAGGUCUACCUCUAGUGUAUGUCUGUAGCGUUCAGAUCCUGAUGUAGUGUGUGGAAAAAUGCACAAGCUCAGGAACAGUCUUCACUGCCCUCUAGCCUCUGAUUUAACACACUGUUGACUCAAACACUGACCGGAAACAGCCUUAAAACAACCGCAAAAUAACCUCUCAGCACUGUGCUUGUACGUCAUGCAUCAUGGGAAAUUAAUCAUCUGUCAAAGGUCUGUGUGUUUUGCUGUUUGUGAUGCAAAAGUGUUGUAGUCUAAGUCUUGGAGUUUCUGACUUCUUCCUCAUUUCAGUGGUGCAACCCAAGUAUUGCCUUAAACAGAAAAUCAUUUUUGUCUGAUAGAAAAAGUUAAGAGCUCUUACAGUAGAAAAAUAAAGUAAUAUUCGAUAGGAUUUGAUGUACUAUAUGGUGGACUUUAUAGAUUGAUGGAUAAGCUCAGCAGGCACUGAAAGUGUUAUACAGUAUAUUUUAGAGAAAUAUGUGUGCUUUUUCCACUUUGUGAUGUAUAUGGCUUAUGUAAAAGGCCCAUUUUUCUGAGUUGUUCUUAUUUUUUUAAAUAGUGUUAUGUUUUAAAAUAUCAUAUCUAUCUAUGCAAGGAACAGAUGUUCUUAAUUUAUUCCAAAUUGACGAAUAAUAUUGAUUGCUUUUAAUACAUUUACCAGGUAUUCCAUACAGUUUAUUACAUACCGUGUUGUAUGAUGUCAUUAAAGUCCGGGUGGUAUUUAGUAUUUCUUGAUUAAGUUCAGUGUUGUCAAAAUGUGGAAUAUGAUGUAUUUUAACAUAAUAGGUAUUGUCACAAUGUAUUUGUAUUACAUGAAGUUUUGUCAGUCUUAAUCAGAUGAAUUAAUGUGGAGUAAAUCAUUUCAUAAUGUAAAUGUAUUAUGUAAAGCAUUUACAUAAAGCCGCAAGAGAUUUCUAUUUUGUCUCACACAGAUCUUUUCGAUCAAAACGAAUAAUAAAAGUUUAUCUUUAUUAAA